Molecule: messenger RNA, 6429 nt
Organism: Antechinus flavipes (yellow-footed antechinus)
Lineage: Eukaryota; Metazoa; Chordata; Mammalia; Dasyuromorphia; Dasyuridae
Gene: TDP2
Product: tyrosyl-DNA phosphodiesterase 2
Exons: 7
Coding region: 246-1328 (360 amino acids)
Biological process (GO): double-strand break repair
Cellular component (GO): PML body; cytoplasm
Molecular function (GO): 5'-tyrosyl-DNA phosphodiesterase activity; single-stranded DNA binding; protein binding
Source: RefSeq, a predicted model, not a curated record
AGAACUUUAUCCCUAGUUCCUUCCACCCCGCCUACACCUGGUCAACUCCGCCCAGGGCGCGCCCCCUUUCCCUUCCUCCCAGAUCAUAGGGAGGCUUUGGAAGAAGACGGUACCGCUGAGGUUUCCCAGCCGGUCUGUUAGUGCAACUCAGCGCGCCUGCGUAGAAGGGGCGGAGGAGGAAGUGCGGCCUCAGUCUGGAAGCUGGUAGCCCAGUGCUACCGCGGAGGUUACUAAGCGUCUACGCGAUGGAGAUGGACGGCUCUGUGGAGGCGCCAGCGGAUCUGGAGGAGCGCGUGGUCCAGGAGCGCCAGCGGCAGUGCGCCGAGUUCGCGGCGAUUACGGGCCGCGAAUGCGGCUUGGCUCAGUGCUACCUGGCGGAGAACGACUGGCAGAUGGAAAGGGCGCUCAACUCCUACUUCGAAUCGGCUGGGGACGAGGGUGCGCCGGACGCUAGGCCGAGGACGCCCGCCCCCGCCGCGGGGAUCUGUGUUGACCUGACAAAAGAACCAACAAAUAAUGUCAACAGUACCUGUGUCAAUAUAGAGAAUACCUGUGGCCAGAAAGAAGAUGACAGUACAUUUUCUUUGAUUACAUGGAAUAUUGAUGGAUUGGAUAUACACAAUUUGCAAGAUAGGGCUAAAGGCGUGUGUGAAUAUUUAGCUUUGUACACUCCUGAUGUGGUUUUUCUUCAAGAGGUGAUUCCACCAUACUACAGUUACUUAAAGAAAAGAGCAACCAGUUACACAAUUAUUUCAGGUAAUGAAGAUGGCUAUUUCACUGUAAUAAUGUUGAAGAAGUCAAGAGUGAAGUUAAUAAGUCAUGAAAUUGCACCUUUUCCAACUACCCAAAUGAUGAGAAACCUUUUGUGUGUGCAUGUGUCUAUAUGUGGUAAUGAACUUUGCCUUUUGAACUCACACUUUGAGAGUACCAGAAACCAUGCUCGGGAACGGAUGAAUCAGCUAAAAAUGGUGCUAAAGAAAAUGCAAGAGGUUCCAGAGUCAAUUACAGUUAUAUUUGGAGGAGAUACAAAUUUAAGGGACCAUGAAGUUUCUAAAUCAGGUGGCUUGCCAGAAAAAAUUUUGGAUGUUUGGGAGUUUUUGGGCAAACCUGAACAUUGCCGUUAUACUUGGGAUACACAAGCCAACACUAAUUUGGCAAUAGAGGCUACUUGUAAACUACGGUUUGAUAGAAUAUUUUUCAGACCUGCAGCUGAUGGUUGUAACAUUAUUCCACGCAGUUUAGACCUAAUAGGGUUAGAAAAACUGGACUGUGGUAGAUUUCCUAGUGAUCAUUGGGGUCUUCUAUGUGGCUUUGAUGUAAUACUGUGAAUAUUUUUUCAGAUGUAUAUUUUUAAAUUUGUUGUACAGUUUUCUCUCAUAUUCCUUGCAAAGACUUGAUAAUGUUUCGAACUCUUUGGAAAUGUGUGUUGAAUAUCAUCUAAGAGAUUGGAUCUUUGCUGCUCUGUAAUUAUUUCUCUUUGUAGAUUUAUCCCAUAGAUUUUUCAAAAGUCCAUCCUCCCCCUUCAAGAACCUUUUAAGUAAAAGAACUUUUGGAAUUGGCCUUUUUAUUCUUCAUUCAGUGUAAUUGGUUGAUUUGAAUGAAAUGAAGACAUGGGUUGCUUAGUCCCUUGCUGCUCUGGUCCUGCUUCUGCCAUUGCUGUGAACUUUCUUGGUUAUGGGACUAUGGCUUUUCUUGUUCUUCAUCUUCAUUUUGACCACUUUGUUAAUUAAAAUAGACUUUAAGUAGAAGAAUGGUAAUACAAGUAUAUGCCAUUGAGAAAUGAGGUAACACUUAUUUUCAUUUUUGCUUACCUAAAUUAACAGAGGAAAUAACAAGUAAUGAUAAAAGACAAAUGGAAUUUACAAAUCACUAUUUCCUCUGUAGUGAUGGUGUAGGAGGAAAAUAUAAAGUAUUAAUAAUAAUCAUAAUAGUUUAACAUAAAUAAUUGUAUUGGAAAACUGGAUAAUGUGUUCAAUCCUAGUCAUUUAAUAAGCCAUGAAACGUGUUAGAAUUUUAAGUUCAUGAGAAACCAAUUUUGUAUUUUUAAUUAAAAAGUAUAAAAGAACCACUACUGCUGUCUACUUUUGAAUCACAAAGAAUCUAAGCUAAUCUAAGUUUUCUCCCAUUAUUUGACCCUAGAGCAAAGAUUGAAAAAAAAAGAAGAUUGAAUUCAGGUAGUGUUAAAAAUGAAACCAUUUUUGAACAACAUAUUUUGGAUAAUCUACUUUCAUUCAGUUAGUGACCCUAUCCUUCUUUCCCUUCUUUAGAGAAAUAGAACCCAACCUUUGGCAUGCCAAUAGACGUUUUAUAUUUUAAGUUCUUUGAUUUAAAUGCUUGUUGACUUGGAUCUGUUGAAAUUUUGCUAGAUUGUCAUAUUUACCCAACUGCUUUGCCUAAAUGUAAUUCAAGAAACUUUCUUGUUCAACAGUGUGCAGAGAUUAAGUUGACUCUAUAGCAUAGCACUAGAAAUGUUAGUUUUUCUCCUCUUUUCUGACUCAGAGUGGGGAAUAAAUUAAUAAGCAGAUCAUUUAAUUUUACCCAUGUCUCCCCAUCAUUCAAGCUGGAAUAAUACUUUACUGUAUUUCAUGAGGCUGAGUAAGUUUUUACAUGCUUUAAACUAUUUGAGAGGAAGUUCAGAUGUGCAAGAGAUACCAAUUAUAGUAAUACCUUUUUCUACUGUUUUAAUAUUUUUCCUUUCUUCUCAACUUAAAUCUUGUCUGAGGAGAAAAUAAUAAUUUUUUUGGCUCCCAAACUGAUUGAGUGACUUUGAGUAAAUCAUCUCAACAUUCCAUGUCAUUUUGUUGUUGCUGUUGUUUGUUUCGUCACAGUACACCAGUGUUGUCUGGGUCUGAAGACUGGGACCAGGGUAUGGACCAAAAGAGAAGAAAAUCAUGGAUGAGAGCCAGAAGUCACAAUAAGUAUAUGGUCAUUGUGCCCAGUGUUAAGUUGUUUGUUUGCGUGAGGAAGGGAAUAGAAGGCGGAACAGAAAAGGAAAAAAAGACAAGAUUGACCUUGAUGCAGUAGAAUUUUAAACUGUUUUGAAAUAGUGCUAGUUUAUGAGUAGUCUUUAUUAGUUGGUUGAUAGGUGUUGACUAUCUCUACCACCUCUUUGAUGUUCUACCAUUACAUGUUAAUUACUCGAAUGAACUUCAUAGCUUUUGGCCCUCUGUAGAUUUUUACUAAAAUUAAACAGUAAUAAUGAAAGCAUAAUGUAAUGAAUGGAAGGCAUCCUUCAAUUAGGACAAUCUAGAUUCAUAUCUAUCCUCUAAUACAUAUUGGCUUUGUGAAAUUGGACAAGUCACCCUCUCAUUGUCCUGAUCAUUCUAAAACCAAGUUGUAGAACAAUUGCUGAACUACAUUUAAGAAGAUUUUACUCACUAGGAACUUCUUGGAGAAUCCCAGGUCCAGACAAAAUAAUAAUAACUUAUCUAUAGCACUCUCCUCCACAACUACUCCUGGCUAGUAUACUAUUCCUCUUAUUCUUAUUUUUUACAACAAGGGAAGCUGAAACUGAGAAGACACAGAGUUGGGAAAUCCUUUUAUCCCUUCAUAGGGAGGAUUAGCUAACACCUUCCUGCUAUCUAGUGGCCCUCAAGUUGAGAUCAAAGCUUUGUGGGAAGGGGAUUCAGAAGAGGUGCUUGGAGCAGAGUGAGAGAGGACAAAGACUAGAGGCUGCACUUUUGUCUUUCACAAUUUGGACUUCAGCCAUAAUCUUUUUAUGAAUUCUCAGGUACCCAGUUAUUCAAUUGAAAGUAUUUUUUAAAAUCUCCAUUUGUUGAGAGGAAAGCUAACUAGUGAAAAUAAAGGAAAUGUAAAUUGCUUCUAAUAGAGUGUUCAGAAAUCUAAUUUUAUUUGUAGUAGGCUAUCACUGGUGUCUAGAAUGUGGCCUCUCUUCAGUGGUUGAAAAAUAAUACUUGCCAUUAAAAAGCAAAUGACUGCUAUCUACAGUCCUGACUUCAACUAGUUCAAACCCCGUAGAGGCAGCCUUACUUCUCUAUGAAGCUUUUUCAGAUUCCUUGUUAGUAACAAUCUUAUCUUUGUCAUUUCACAUGCAAUUUGUAUGUUCUAAUGUACUUAUUAUUAGUGCUUAUUUUUAGGUAUUAUAACUGGUUGAGUCAUAGUGAGUUGAAGGGGAUCUCUUGAGAUCUAGUUCAACUUCAUUUUAGAAAUUAGGAAACUGAUGCACAGAGCUUGAAACUUCCCCAUAGUUCUUCUCCUGGCCAUGUUAAAGAUAGAAUAGAGCCCAGGUCCUCUGACCGUAGAACCAGUGUGCUUUUCAUUCCAGAUGGUGAAGUGACUAAAGCACCAGGAUAUAGAACCAGGAAAAAUUGAGUUCAAAUGAGGCCUCACAAACUUACUAGCUGUGUGACCCUGGGAAAUCAUUUAAUCCUGUUUGCCUCAGUUUCCUCACUUAUAAAAUAAGCUGGAGAGAGAAAUGGCAAACCAUUUCCAGUAUCUUUGCCAGAAAAACCCUUAAUGGGUUCACAAAGUGGAACAUGAUUGAAACAGCUGAACAGUACCAUAUCCCAACAGAAUAAGAGAAGAGACAAUCCGAGGAGGGAAAUAAUUACACCUCAUCUCCAAAUUGCAGAUGAGGAAUCUGAAGCAGUUAGAUUAAAUGCCUGUAGUUACACAGCUAGCAAGUAUCUGAGGCUGAUUGUAAACUUAAAGUCAUCUUCAUUCCAGGUCCAGCACUCAGUUGCUAUCAAGAAUAUUAUACUGUCUUCCAGUAAACUUUGAGGUCAGAGAUUAUAUUUUAUGUAAACUUUGUGCUUUCUACUACAUCAUAAUGCUCUGCAUAUGGUUUCUUUUAAAAAAAAAGUUAGCACUUUAGUAAUUUUUUUUUCUUCCCCAUGACAUGCAAAAGCAGUUUAAAGUUUUAAGUUCCAAAUUCUAUCUCCUUAUUCACCCUCCCUCCCUGAGAAUAUGGUAAGCAGUCUGAUAUAGGUUUUUUUUUUUUUUUAAAUAGUAUUUUAUUUUUCAAAAUACAUUUAAAGAUAGUUUUCAACAUUCAUCUUUGCAAAACCUUGUGUUCCAAGUUUUUCUCCUUCCUUCCCCUCCCCAAGAAGUCUGAUUUAGGUUAAAUGUACAGUUCUUCUAAACAUAAUUUCCAUAUUUGUCAUACUCCACAAAGAAAUGUCACUGACCACUUUUCAAUAUUUGGAAAAUAGUAUUUGCCAUUAAUAAGCAGAUGACUGCUAAAAGUGAAAAAAGAUAAGAAGAAAAAAAAACCCUCAACAACAACAAAAAGGUAAAAAUAAUAUGUUUUGAUCCAUAUUCAGUCUCCAUAGCAAUACUAUUGGAAUUGCUUUGAAUCACCUUAUCAUUGAAAAAAACAAAGUCCAUCACAGUUGAUCAUCACAUAAUCUUGUUACUGAGUACAGUGUUUUCUUGGUGUUCUGCUCAUUUCUUUUAGCAACAGUUCAUAUAAGUCUUUCUAGUCUUUUCUGAAAUCAUCCUGCUCAUCAUGUCUUUCUUUUUUUUUUUUUUUAAGCUUUUUUAUUUUCAAAAAAUAUGCAUAGAUAAUUUUUAGCAUUCAUUCUUGCAAAACCUUGCAAAACUCUCCCUUUCCCCAUUCCCUCCCCUGGAUGGCAAGCAAUCCAUUAUGUUAAAUAUGUGCAGUUCUUCUAUAUAUAUUUCCACAAUUACACUGCAUAAGAAAACUGACUUCCAAAAGGAAGACAAUGAGAAAGAAAACAAAAUGCAAGCAAACAACAAUAGGGUGAAAAUGCUAUGUUGUGAUCCACACUCAGUUCCCACAGUCCUCUCUUUGAGUACAGAUGGCUCUCUUCAUCUCAAGAUUACUGGAACUGGCCUGAAUCACUUCAUUGCUGAAAAGAGCCACAUUCAUUAGAAUGGAACAUUAUAUAAUUUUGUGUACAGUGUUCUCCUGGUUCUACUCACUUCACUUAGCAUCAAUUCAAGUAAGUCUCUCCAGGCUUUUCUGAAAUCAUCCUGCUGAUAUGAUAAUUUCUUAUAGAAUAAUAAUGUUCCAUAACAUUCAUAUACCAUAACUUAUUCAUUCUCCCACUGAUGGGCAUUCACUCAAUUUCCAAUUUCUUGCCCUUAUAAAAAGGGUUGCUACAAACAUUUUUGCACAUGUGGGUCCUUUUUCCUCUUUUAUGAACUUUUUGGGAUACAAACCCAUUAGAGACACUGGAACAAAGGAUAUGCACAGUGUGAUAGCUCUUUGACAUAGUUCCAAAUUGUUCUCCAGAAUAGUUGGGUCAUUUCACAACUCUUAACCACAAUGCCUUAAAGUAUCUGUUUUUCCAUAUCCCGUUCAACAUUUUUUAUUAUCUUUUCCUGUAAUCUUGACCAGUCUGAGAGGUGUGAAGCCGUAUUUCUGAUAUAGGUUAUAAAGGAGCAGUCAUGUAAAAUAUUUCAAUUGUGUAAGUUCUUAAUAAAUGUUGCAUUUAAUUAAAUGGA